GGAAGUACGCGGGUCUAGCUGGAUGUACCGCGCUCGUCCUCUACAAUGGCUAGUAAUAUUAAGCCGAUGCACAAGACCAAACACUUCCCGAUUGACCAGCUAGUAUGCGUCGGCAACUACGAGUUGGAAAAAACUAUUGGCACGGGCAACUUCGCCAUCGUAAAACUCGCCACACAUUCUAUAACUAAGAGUAAGGUAGCAAUCAAAAUAAUAGACAAAUCGCGAUUGGACGAAGACAAUUUGAAGAAGACGUUCCGGGAGAUAGCCAUCAUGAAGAGAUUACAGCAUCCGCACAUUGUCAGACUUUAUCAGGUUAUGGAGAGCAGUCACACGCUAUACCUAGUCACGGAGUAUGCGCCUAACGGUGAAAUUUUUGAUCACUUAGUUUCGAAAGGUCGUAUGCCGGAAUCGGAGGCAGCGAGGGCGUUCGCUCAGAUGGUGGCAGCUGUCGGCUACUGCCACGCCAAUGGUGUCGUGCACAGAGACUUGAAAGCGGAGAAUUUGUUGCUGGACAAAGAUAUGAACAUUAAGUUAGCAGAUUUCGGUUUUAGUAAUGAAUACACAGCCGGCGCUGCGCUGUCCACGUGGUGCGGGAGUCCGCCCUACGCCGCUCCGGAGUUGUUCGAGGGGCGACACUAUGAUGGACCGAAGGCUGAUAUAUGGUCCCUCGGUGUUGUUCUUUACGUGCUGGUCUGCGGCGCUCUGCCCUUCGACGGCAGCACUCUCAGCGAGCUGAGGAGUGUGGUGCUCAGCGGCAAGUUUAGGAUACCGUACUUUAUGUCACAAGAGUGCGAGCAGCUGAUUCGACACAUGCUGGUGGUGGAGCCUGAGCGGCGGCUGUCGCUGCGAGGGGUGGCGCGCCACCGCUGGCUGCAGGCGCACCAGCCGGGGCCCGGGCCCGGCAGCUACGACGCGUCGGGCGGCGCGUGCGCGUGCCACGGGCCGCGCCCGCCGGGCGACGCCGCGCUGCACGACGCCGUGCUGGCGCGCAUGCUGGCGCUGCCCGGCCUCGCGCUGCAGCACGUGCAGCAGUCGGUACAAGAGGAACGUUUCGAUCACAUAUCAGCGAUAUAUCAUUUACUUAUGGACAAGUUGCAACAGAAAGACGGCGCUACAGACAUGGACAGAGAUUCACUCGACUCCACGACAGGUCGGCCCUUAGAUCUCACUAGUUGUAAGAGUGGUGAAGAGGAACAAAUGGAGGCUGAGGACAUCAGUUCGGGUUCGGAAAGCUUGCAGGCUCCUGGGUACCUCACUGCUGGACAGGGAGACAGCUUCGAGAAGUUCGGCUCGGGCUCGCCGGGCGCGUGCGAGGCGGCGCCGCCGGCCUGCGCGCGCGCACACGACGCGCCCGCCGCGCGCCGCCACACCGUGGGGCCCGGCGACUGCCGCCAGGCAGGCGAAUUAUCCGGACGUAAUGUGCCGCACUGUGCCUCAGCACACUUUAGUUGCGGGGCGGCGCCCGCGGCGCUGGCGCAGGCCGAGGUGUCGCUGCUGCCCAACACCAACCUGGCGGCCAAGCUGCCCGCCGUGCAGCACCACCCGCCGCGCUACUGCAGCGUCAAGGACCACCACCUGCUCAAGCCGCCCGUCGCCAUGCAGACGCAAGCGUCGUCGUUCGGGCGGCGCGCGUCGGACGGCGGCGCGCACGUGCGCGCCAGCGACGCGUGCGCCGCGCCCAAGCACCACGUUUCAGACAGCGGGACACCCACGAGGCCAUCAGAUGCUGAACAGACGGAAGAACAAGCCAGUGAUUCUACGUAUAACAAUAAUUUAUGCAGGUACAUGCUGAACCGCGGCAGCAGCAAGCGGCACACCAUGGCCACCCCGGAGGACGCCGCCAGCUCUGCGUGCGCGGCCCCCACCAUGACGGCGCCGGGCGGCGCGGCGUCGGCGGCCAGCGUGCGCGUGCGCCGCAGCGGCCUGCUCACCGUCACCGAGCGCCCGCCCGUAAUUAGUCCAGAGCUCGUAAUGGAAGUUGAGAAGCGAAUGAAACGAAACUACCUUCCCCCGUCGAUUCAAGGGGGCUAUAGUUACCAAAACCAGACCGGUUACCAGAGCCCCCCACCGGCAAACACCCAAAAUCCCCAGGGUUCAAUAACAGCAGGAACACCUAAUUACGCUAAGAAUUCAAUGAAACCAGUCUUAGAAACUAUUCCACAGGGCAGUAUAAUGGGUUCAAAUCAGGCUGUCUCGCCGUAUACCCCAUCUAUGUCUCAAUUUUCACCAACUCACGGGGCUGUUGUUUCACAAACUGGGUCGAUAAUAAGUGGUACUCCCAUAUCCAAUCAGGGAUCAAUCGUUACUGGUACCCCCAUGCAAAGUCAAUCUUUCAACACUCCCAACCAUGGCUCUAUUAUGUCUGGUACUCCCCUAUCUAACCAGAAUUCUAUGGAAACCGGUUCUGUCCAGAACCAACAAAUUAUAACUCCUUCGUUGCCAAACCAAGGCUCCAUCAUGACUGGUACUCCGAUACAAAACCAGGGGUCGAUCAUGUCUGGCACACCAAUCCAAAACCAAGGUCCUCUACAAAACCAGAACUUCAAUACAGCUAUGCAAAACCAGGGGUCAAUAUUAACUGGUACCCCAAUCCAAAGUCAAAAUUUUAGUCCUGGUAACACGUUGCAAAAUCCAGGUUCAAUAGUUUCCGGUACGCCAGUUCAAAGUCAGGGCUCUAUAGUUUCCGGUACACCAGUUCAAACCCAGGGUUCAAUAGUGUCUGGCAUACCAAUGGACAGUAAGAACUUUGGCACCGGUUUUGGUAACUUCGGCUAUAACCAAACCUUCGGUCCGACCCCAACGAAUAUACCCAGCGGGUCUAUAACCGCUGGCACUCCGGUCAGUGGCAGUGGGUUCAAUCAGAAUCAGUACAGUCGCCACCGGAAGUACUCUGGCCCUCAGCGUGUCAAACUGCAAAUGUUGGCAACUGUACAGGAAAUGGCCCGCGAGCACGCGGAGCGCUACUCGCCCGUGCGGCGCGCGGAGGUGUCUCCGCCGCGCGGCGCGCACGACCUGGCCUCCGCCCGCCUGGAGUACCAGCAGCUGCAGCGCGGCCUGGAACGUCGUUCGGGUGGGGCCAGCGCGGGUGUGGGUGGAGUGGGGGGCGCGUCUCCCCCCGCGGAGCGUCUGCACACACCCGCCACUUCUGUACCAGGGUCCCCCAUUCAUGCCGGUGCCUCCGCUCCCACGCUGGAGCUGAGCGCUGACCCCGCACAGGACCUGUCACUAAAAUUAGGCAUAAAUUUGAACACCUUAUACUCGCCACAACUCUCGCAAGAAGUAUUCAAAUCCAUCCACUCGUACGGGAGCUACGGGCUGCUGUCCGGACACACCUCCCCCGCUAGCCCCGGCUCCCCCCUCCACCAAAUCACAGAAGGCUUAAGUUAUUUACACACCGGUUCCAUAACCAGAGGAACGCCGCAACCCAACGCAACACCCUUAGAUUUAAGAAGUAAUGUAGAAAUGGAUACGACCUUCCCUCAGCUCCAUCCGAUGGUCCAUCCUCAAAUACACGUAGUGGCUCACAGAUCUCUUAACAAUUCUCCGAUCUCCAACCCCGGAUCGCCCCUAGACAUGAUCCAGGAGGAGAUAGGCAAUGGUAGUCAGAAUGGUGAAGCUAAAUUCCCGGAAAGGACCUUCCAACUCCAGAACUACGCUUCGACUCAUCCGCAGAUAAGUUUGACAGAUUGUUUAGGAUCAGAAAUCACACUCGUAGCGUCGUCGUCAGAGGACAGCGUGGACAGCCUAGAAAAUUCCAAAUAUCCAUUACCGCAGUUCGUCAUAUCAGAGCCGUCGGACUUGGACGACCGACCGUCGAUAACCAAAGGUAUAGGUAGAAAAGUUAGCCAGGAAACUGAAUCCAUCGAACUGCCCAAAGACAUAGAAAAUUUAGAUAAGGAUACGGAAAUGCCAUCGCCCAAAGAGAGUGUGGACGAAACGAGUAAAUACUUAACGGAGGAGCUCGCGAGGCGGGGCAGCGAUAAGAGCUUGGGUUUCAGCGACGAUUCCUUGAGUAACGAUUCGGCGAACGCGUCGCCGAAUUGCGAACAAAACGUUCAGUCCAUUUAUUCGAAUAUAGUUUCAAUUAGUUCAGGUUUUAGCGAAAAUAGGGGUAGCUUCUCGGAGCAUAGAGAAUCGUUUUCGUUUUCCGACAGGGGUAGUUUCUCAGAACGAGGCGAUUUCGGACGGUCCUCGUUCUCCGAAAAGAGCGACUUUGGUCGAAGCAGCUUUUCAGAAAAGGGGGAGACUCCAAGAUCUUCGUUCUCCGCUCAAGGUGUUCUCGGAGAAGUUAAAGAAUAUUACGAGGAUGUUUACAUGCCUAGAGAUAAAACGUUAGAUAAAUUUGAAGAAGAAAGUCCGCAUGCUAGUGAAAUUGAGAAGCUGCAGCGGUCGACGAUGGAUUUGCGUUUAUCAGAGAUUUGUAGACCCGACGACCAAAGAAUACCGAUUCUGUUGAGCCCGCAAAAGGUUUCAUGCGUUCAGGAGUACUACGAAGUCGCGCUAUCAACGGUAUGUUCCCAAUUAGAUUCACAAAGGAUAGUAGAGUUGCUAAAAGAAACGAUAAACACAAGGGUGCCCCCCCAAAAUAUUUUCAUCGAAAAAGGCGACCAGAAAGACAAAACGGAUGAUUCUGAAGCACUAACGGGUUUCCUGAACUUGGAAUACUCUGGCGGUAUUCAGAUAGAACUAGUCGUUUGCGAAAAUAAAGCGAAGGAAAAGAAGGGCUUGAAAAUGAGGCGGAUAUCCGGCGAUCAGCGGGAAUACGGGAAACUUUGCCAGCAAUUGAUCACAAGUCUAACAGUAUAGAUGGAGUUUUCGGUAAAUUUUUCCGCAUCGGAAAAGGUAAUUUUUUUGACAAGAAUCGUAGUCAUAUUUUCGUGGUCGCUAAGCCUCGGUUCGGUGCUAAGACAGACGCUGUUUUCGUGACGAUUUUACGACAAAUGAUACAAAGAAAUAUAUCACUAUAUGUGAAUUAAAAAAU
Molecule: messenger RNA, 4981 nt
Organism: Vanessa atalanta (red admiral)
Lineage: Eukaryota; Metazoa; Arthropoda; Insecta; Lepidoptera; Nymphalidae
Gene: Sik3
Product: serine/threonine-protein kinase par-1
Exons: 23
Coding region: 46-4806 (1586 amino acids)
Biological process (GO): microtubule cytoskeleton organization; protein phosphorylation; intracellular signal transduction
Cellular component (GO): cytoplasm
Molecular function (GO): protein serine/threonine kinase activity; ATP binding; tau-protein kinase activity
Source: RefSeq, a predicted model, not a curated record